Molecule: messenger RNA, 2094 nt
Organism: Camarhynchus parvulus
Lineage: Eukaryota; Metazoa; Chordata; Aves; Passeriformes; Thraupidae
Gene: UBE2S
Product: ubiquitin conjugating enzyme E2 S
Exons: 5
Coding region: 186-845 (219 amino acids)
Source: RefSeq, a predicted model, not a curated record
GCGGGCGGCGGCGCCGGAGGAGGGACCGCGCUGCCGGGGGAGGGGACAGGGGGCGACCCCCGGCCUCCCCCCGCCCCAGGGGUCACCCCCACACCGCGGGGACCCCCGCACGAGCCGCGGGACACCCCCAGGGAGCCGCUUCCUGCUCGGGCCAGCCCGCACAGGCCGGGGCCCAGCCCGGCGCCAUGGAGCCCCGAGGCGGCGCCUGGCAGACCCCCAACGCCGAGAACCUGCCCCCCCAGACGCUGCGGCUGCUCUGCCGGGAGGUGUCGCUGCUGAGCGCCGACCCCCCCGACGGCAUCAAGGUGUUCCCCAACGACGAGGACGUCACCGACCUGCAGGUGGCCAUCGAGGGGCCAGAGGGCACCCCGUACGCCGGGGGCCUGUUCCGCAUGAAGCUCGUGCUGGGCAAGGAUUUCCCGGCCGCCCCGCCCAAGGGAUUCUUCCUGACCAAAAUCUUCCACCCCAACGUGGGGCCCAGCGGCGAGAUCUGCGUCAACGUGCUCAAGCGGGACUGGAGAGCCGAGCUGGGGCUGCGCCACGUGCUGCUGACCAUCAAAUGCCUGCUGAUCCAGCCCAACCCCGAGUCGGCGCUGAACGAGGAGGCGGCGCGGCUGCUGCUCGAGGACUUCGAACGCUUCGCGGCGCGCGCGCGCCUGCUCACCGACAUCCACGCGCGCGGCCCCCCCCCCAGGGACCCCUCCCCAAACCGCGACCCCCCCCCGGGGCCCUCGGCCGCCCCCCCGGGCCCCCCCGACGGCCCCGUCCCCAAAAAGCACGCGGGGGACAGGAAGGCGCCCCCCAAGAAAAAGGGGGACAAGAAGCGCGCCCUGCGCCGGCUCUGAGACCCCAGACCCAAUUCCGGGGUGGGGGGCGGGGGAGGGGGGGGGGAGACCCCCCCCAGGCUCGGUUUGAGGGUCCCGGACUCAAUUGGGGGGGCUGAGAGAGACCCCAGACUCAAUUGGGGGGGCUGAGAGACCCCGGGCUCGAUUUUGGGGGUCCCAGGUUUAAUUUGGGGAUGGGGGAGACGCCCCGGACUUGAUUUGGGAUGGGGGGACUGAGACCCCAGACUCAGUUUGGGGGGAGGGGCUGACAGACCCCAGACUUGAUUUCGGGGGCAUAUCUAAGACCCCAGACUCAAUUUUGGGGGUCCCAGAUUCAGUUGGGGGAGAGAGACCCCAGACUCAGUUUGGAGAGGGGGGAUGAGACCCCAGACUUUAUUUUGGGGGUCCCAGAUUCAGUUGGGGGGAGAGAGACCCCAGACUCAAUUUGGUAUGGGGGGAUGAGACCCCAGACUCAAUUUUGGGGGUCCCAGAUUCAGUUGGGGGGAGAGAGACCCCAGACUCAGUUUGGAGAGGGGGGAUGAGACCCCAGACUUUAUUUUGGGGGUCCCAGAUUCAGUUGGGGGAGAGAGAGACCCCAGACUCAAUUUGUUAUGGGGGGGAUGAGACCCCAGACUCUUUUGGGGUCCCAGAUUCAGUUGCGGGGAGAGAAGAGAGACCCCAGACUCAGUUUGGAGAGGGGGGAUGAGACCCCAGACUUUAUUUUGGGGGUCCCAGAUUCAGUUGGGGGAAGAGAGACCCCAGACUCAAUUUGGAGGGGGAAUGAGACCCCAGACUUUAUUUUGGGGGUCCCAGAUUCAGUUGCAGGGGGGAGAAGAGAGACCCCAGACUCAAUUUGGAGGGGGAAUGAGACCCCAGACUUUAUUUUGGGGGUCCCAGAUUCAGUUGCAGGGGGGAGAAGAGAGACCCCAGACUCAAUUUGGGGGGGUCCCAUAGUCCCAAAGCACCCCCAGACUCAUUUUGGGGUCCCAGACUGAAUUCAGGGGUCCCGAUCCUCCCCCAGACUCAAUUUAGGGGUCCUGAUGCCCCCAGACCCAUUUUGGGAACCCCAACCCCCCUUUUGGCCCCCCCCGGAGCCCCCAGACCCAUUUUGGGGGGUGGGGGAGGGGAUUUUGGGGGGCGGGGGGGGCGGGGCCGCCCCUCCCCCGCUUUAAGUUAUUUUAAGUUAUGUGGGAAAAGCCCCAAAAAGGCGAAAAGCGCCCCCAAAAAAUUCCCCCCGAAAAUCCCAUUAAAGGCUUGGUUUUGUAACAGA